AUGAAGCUCUCACCAUUCCUCGCCCUGUGCCUCUCCACAACAACCUUAGCUCAAAAGCUCUCCCAAUCCCAAGCCAUCUCCCGUCUCCGCCAGUACGGCAUUACAACCAAUGCCCAACCACCUCAGACAUCUCUCGGAGGCGUCCAAUCCACCACCAUCGACGGUGCCAUCGCUCUAAAGCAGGCCUGCAACUGCCAGCUCAUCAUCACCGGCGGCACCGAGACCAAUGCUGGCCAUGCUGGAGGAACGUAUAGCCAUCUGACGGGCUACAAGCUGGACUUUAGGACCAAUUCGGCGUUGGAUAAUUUCGUCAAGGGAAGCUACACGAAGAUUGCAAAUCGGGGCCAGUACCCGCAGUGGCGCAACCCGCAGGGGGACAUCUAUUGUGAGGUGGCUACAGCGGCUACAGCGGUGGGAGUGGGGGAAGUGGCUAUUCUGGCUAUAGUGGUGGAAGUGGAGGUUCCGGUUAUAGUGGCGGAAGUGGAGGUUCUGGCUAUAGUGGUGGAAGCGGUGGGUCAGGAUAUAGUGGGGGAAGUGGAGGUUCAGGCUACAGCGGCGAGAGCGGGGGCUCAGGCUACAGUGGCGGUUCUGGAAAUGGGGGAUCUUCUGGCGGUAGGAGAUAGUACCGAUUAUGAGUUCUCCCGUGUGCUAACCUUCGAAUCAGGCUACAGCGGCGGUGGAUAUAGUGGCUAUCGCAAAGCUGAUGUUGCUCAAGAACAGCAAGCUGCCGCAGACUCUGCUUCGACUACCCUGGCGACCGUCGUUGUUGAAGCUACUACGCCGGCAGCUUCGCCAUGA
Messenger RNA from Fulvia fulva, 798 nucleotides. RefSeq lists its product as uncharacterized. The transcript has 10 exons. The record is from RefSeq and is a predicted model, not a curated record. Lineage: Eukaryota; Fungi; Ascomycota; Dothideomycetes; Mycosphaerellales; Mycosphaerellaceae. Bases 1 to 798 code for a protein of 265 amino acids.